Messenger RNA from Poeciliopsis prolifica (blackstripe livebearer), 1704 nucleotides. Its product is annotated as basal body-orientation factor 1-like. The record is from RefSeq and is a predicted model, not a curated record. Lineage: Eukaryota; Metazoa; Chordata; Actinopteri; Cyprinodontiformes; Poeciliidae. The transcript is spliced from 10 exons. The coding region runs from base 16 to 1401 and encodes 461 amino acids.
UGGGCCCCAUCAGUCAUGCCUACAACCAAAGCCUCCAAAUCUAAGCGGGAGAAACGCGGGAAAGGAAAGAAAAGCUCCAAGCAUGAGCCAAAAACCGAGAAAGAGCCGGACUUGGAGACGGCCAGAGCCAACGCCGCGCUGUGGGAACUGAAGCUGAAGAUCACCGAGCAGGAUCUGUCCGACUACCGGGGCGCCCACCACAACAUGGCCUGCAUGAACGAGCAGCUCACCAAUCAGCUGCUCCGCUGUGAGCAGAACAAUGUGGACAUGACCGGGUACUGGCAGAAAGAAGUAGAGGCCAGGGAGGAGAAGAUCAGGAUGCUUGAAGACAAACUUAGAAAACAAGAGGCCAUUGCACUUCUAGAGAGAAGCAAACAGGCUGAAGAUUUUAAAGCGCUCCAGGACGAAAUGAGAAAAAUGGAGGAAAGUGAAGCCCGGCUGGAGGAAGAACUCAGUGAUAUGAGAAAAACCAUGGAUUUCACACAGAAAGAGCAUGAGGAAACGCUGAGGAAAACUGAGGACAGUUUCCAAAGGGAUCAGGCAAACCUAAAGAGAGAGAUGAGGCUCAUGUGCAAUCAAGAGAUAGCAAAGAUGAAGCUGGACCACCAUGAAGCUAUUGUCAAGAUGGAAAGUGCGUUAACUUCUGCUUUCAAGGAGCAAGAUCGCUUGAAUGAAACCCUGAAAACUACCAUUCAAGAAGCAGAGGGCCUGAAGAAACUGACGCAUUCACUGGCGAAGGAAAAGCUCUCAGUCAUGCUGCAGAAGGAUAUGCUCGAAGCGACCGUUAAGAAGGAUACGGCAAAGAUGGAAGUGAAAGAAAAGAAGCUCUCUGAAGUCAUGGCCAAAGCUGCUUCACUGGAGCUGGCCCUGGCAGAAAUCUCCAGAAAAUCUGAGCAGCAGGAAGAGAAGGAGAAGAGGGAUCUGGUUACCAUCCAGGCCAGCCAGGUGGAGCUGGACAAACUGCAGAAGCUCCUCGCCAUGCGAGAGAAGGAGCUGCAGCAUGUCAAGCAGCUGGCGAAGACCAUCGUAGAUAAACGCAGAGAGGUGGAGGAAUUCUUCCACGAAGCGCUGGAUCACGUCAGGCAGGAGAUCGUUGCCAGCAGGCUUCAGAAUAGAAAAGAAGCCCUUCAGGAUUAUCGGCAGAAGUUUAGAGAGGCAACAGCUGGGAUGAUAAAGUUCCCACCCAUCCGUUCUGUCAACAGAAGUCCCAACUACCUCUAUGCAGCUGCACAAUGGUCCCAUCCUCCUAGCGGUGAGGUCAACAUGUCUCAUCUCACUUGGGAGCAAAAGGAAAAAGUGCUUAGCCUCCUCUUUGCUAAAAUGAAUGGACAGACGGAAAGGAAAGUCUGCAAGCAUCAGGAUCUCUGUGCUUCCAGCCAGGAACGGAAAGAGACUCUUUGACACCAACACUGCUGAGCUCAAACACACACACAUAAAAAUAAAAAAAAAUGGCACAGAAAUAAAAAAUGAAAAAAGGUUUUACCUCAUCCUUACAAUUUAGAAAGCCUGCACAGAUUUAUCGGUCCCACAUUGCAUGUUUAGCAGAAAAAGCAGUGGCUGCGAGAACGUCAGUUCCUACAUGUGAUUUAUCAAGACGGUUUGCAUUUUAGCGAUGCAUAAUGAUGACUGUCCUCCAGAUUAGAGAGAACUGGCGGGGCGCUCAUCGGCCCCCAGGCGCCGGAGUCCAUUCUGCCCUCAACCCCA